Fomitopsis serialis is the source of this 1137-nucleotide messenger RNA. RefSeq lists its product as uncharacterized. The transcript is spliced from 4 exons. The coding region runs from base 337 to 1077 and encodes 246 amino acids. The record is from RefSeq and is a predicted model, not a curated record. Lineage: Eukaryota; Fungi; Basidiomycota; Agaricomycetes; Polyporales; Fomitopsidaceae.
ACGGCGGCACCGCUGGGCCCUGCCGGGCCUCUUCUGCUCGUACCUUCACGUCCGACUUUUUGGAUGGAAAUGCAGACAGUUCUACCCGGGCGGCCUUUGUCAUCAUGCUAUUCAUUUGCUGCUUCAUUGAACGCCGACCGAGGUCCCACCAGUGAUCCGCGGAGGACCACGUACGUGCAGCAGGUUGUCGUGCCGGGCUGACGCGUAGUGUUCUCGCAGCCCCGGGACUUGCGACAUGGCGGGACGGACGAGUGCUGGAUCCUAUAAGACCUCGCGAUGUGACAUACUUAUGCCUGCACACUUUUCCAAUUCUCUGUCCCCCACAGACCGAUCCAGAUGAAGCUCCUUUUGACCGGUGUCACUGGUGUAGCUGGUCUUGCAGUCUACCGCGCAGCCCUGGUCGAUCCUGCUGUUAGCCAUAUUACCGUCCUUUCCCGCCGACCGAUUCCUCCCUGGGCGGUCCUUCCGCCUAACGCCACGGCAAAAACGACCACCAUCAUACACGACGACUUUCUCUCGUACUCGCCGGACCUCGCCAAGCAGCUUGCGCAGAACGAUGCGUGCGUCUGGGCGCUGGGCAGGAGUGUUGCAGGGAUGAGCGAGAAGGAAUACACGGAGAUGACGCAUGGGUACCUGCUGAACGCAGCUAAUGCGCUGAAGGAUGCAGGCGUGGGCGAGGGCAGGAAGGAAGGCGAUCCGUUCAGAUUCGUCUUCAUCAGUGGAGAGAACGCGGAUCCGACCGAGACCAGUGUACAGAUGUGGGCAAGGGUCAAGGGUCGCGCCGAGACUGAUCUCACCGAGUUGUGCGCCUCUACACCGGGUAUGAAGGCACGCAUCUUUCGCCCAGCGUACUUCUUCCCGCCGAAGAAGUACCCCGAAGACCGGAAGAACCAGCGUCCGGCGUGGUUCCGCGCACUCGACAUUGUUAUGACACCCGUGGUAAAGACUCUGCUACCCUCUAUAUAUACGCCGACGGAGGACCUGGGCAAGUUCGCCAUUGAACUCGCGAAGGGACGAUGGCCUGAGAAGGUCCUGUUCCGCAAUGUCGAGAUGAGGGAGUUGGUCAAAGAGCUCUGAAUCUAGUAUAUUCUCAUUAUGUUCCAUAUACGACCCCACGUGGCAAGGUGUUUAGGGCUU